This is a messenger RNA of Cordyceps fumosorosea ARSEF 2679, 990 nucleotides long. Its product is annotated as negative regulator of the PHO system. Gene Ontology annotation, biological process: protein phosphorylation. The record is from RefSeq and is a predicted model, not a curated record. Gene Ontology annotation, cellular component: nucleus; cytoplasm. NCBI's taxonomy places the organism in Eukaryota, Fungi, Ascomycota, Sordariomycetes, Hypocreales, Cordycipitaceae. The coding region runs from base 1 to 990 and encodes 329 amino acids. The transcript has 2 exons. Gene Ontology annotation, molecular function: cyclin-dependent protein serine/threonine kinase activity; ATP binding.
AUGGACGGCAAGCGUCACCCCAGCUCGUUCCAGCAGUUGGAAAAACUGGGCGAGGGAACUUAUGCGACGGUCUUCAAGGGGAGGAACCGCCAGACGGGUGAGCUCGUUGCGCUCAAAGAAAUCCACCUCGAUUCCGAAGAAGGCACACCGUCCACGGCGAUCCGCGAAAUUUCUCUUAUGAAAGAACUCAAGCACGAGAAUAUAGUCGCCCUUCACGAUGUUAUCCAUACCGAGAACAAACUUAUGCUGGUGUUCGAGCAUAUGGAUGGUGAUCUGAAGCGCUACAUGGAUACCCAUGGCGAACGCGGCGCCCUCAAGCCCGCCACCAUCAAGUCUUUUAUGUAUCAGCUCCUCAAGGGUAUCGACUUCUGCCACCAGAAUAGGGUACUUCACCGAGACUUGAAGCCGCAGAAUCUCCUCUACAACAGUAAGGGGUUGCUGAAGUUGGGCGACUUUGGCCUGGCCCGUGCCUUUGGCAUCCCCGUCAAUACCUUUUCAAACGAAGUCGUCACCCUUUGGUAUCGUGCGCCUGACGUGCUUCUCGGCAGCCGCACCUACAACACGAGCAUCGAUAUUUGGUCUGCUGGAUGCAUCAUGGCCGAAAUGUACACUGGCCGCCCGCUGUUUCCGGGCACGACAAACGAAGAUCAAAUUAUUCGCAUCUUCCGCAUCAUGGGCACCCCGACAGAGCGAACCUGGCCCGGCAUCAUGCAACUGCCAGAGUACGGUGACAAAUUCGACAAAUUCCAGAUGUACGCGACGCAAGACCUGCGCAAUCUUCUGCCCGCCAUCGAUCCUACUGGUAUCGACCUGCUCCAGAGAAUGCUGCAACUGCGACCCGAGCUGCGCAUCAGCGCCCAUGACGCGCUGCAGCACCCCUGGUUCAACGACCUGGUCAUGCACCAGCAACAGCAGGCAGCACAGGCGGCAGCGCAGGCAGGAGUUAGGGGCUACCAGCAAGUUCCGGUGCCAGGCUACGAAGGCUAUUAG